Messenger RNA from Ilex paraguariensis (yerba mate), 229 nucleotides. Lineage: Eukaryota; Viridiplantae; Streptophyta; Magnoliopsida; Aquifoliales; Aquifoliaceae. The record is from the annotation of a GenBank genome assembly.
GUGCCAACUUCAAAGCUUCGAGAUUGUGCACCCUUUCGAUGUCGCACGGGGAACUGGCACAAUUGAGGAGGUAGUUGAACAAACUGCUCAAUUCUUGCAACUUGAAGCCCUCCAUGGUGCCACACAGAGUCCCAUUAUUGUUCCAAAACAGGCAGGAUGGUUAGCUGCGGAUAUGCGUCGACUAUCCGGUCCUAAACAAUGGUGCAGUGACGAGUGGCAGAGCGGCUAA